This is a messenger RNA of Acanthopagrus latus (yellowfin seabream), 1916 nucleotides long. RefSeq names its product phosphatidylinositol glycan anchor biosynthesis, class B (gene pigb). Bases 244 to 1821 code for a protein of 525 amino acids. The record is from RefSeq and is a predicted model, not a curated record. The transcript has 13 exons. Gene Ontology annotation, molecular function: alpha-1,2-mannosyltransferase activity. Gene Ontology annotation, biological process: GPI anchor biosynthetic process. Gene Ontology annotation, cellular component: endoplasmic reticulum membrane. NCBI's taxonomy places the organism in Eukaryota, Metazoa, Chordata, Actinopteri, Spariformes, Sparidae.
AGGCGGGAAACAACGUUUCCCGGAAGUUAGUUUAGAUGCGGAAGCGCAGCUGAUGAGCACCGUUCGCUCUGUGCUCACUGGAAAUUAUAGAAAUUCAUGCUCGUUCAGGGGAAGUUGUAAAAGUUUAACGCCGCUGGUGAAAUAAACAGAGAGACUGUGCAGGUUGCUCACUCGUAGCACCCGAUCACACAGGUGUAUUAUGUCGGCAGAAGACUGUGGAGACAAGAAAGACACAAUGUCCUGAUGGAGAACAUCCGACCACGUCUGAAAUUUGGGAAUAAAGUGGAAGAAGUGAAACUGAGGAAACGACAUUCUCAACUGUACUCAAAGAAAGAUGACUCUCCUCUCAAAGACGGUGUGUUGAGAGCCAGAGUUGUAGUGUUUUGUGUGGCGUUCAGGCUGAUCAACUGCUUCCUGGUUCAGACCAGCUUCGUCCCUGAUGAGUACUGGCAGUCCCUGGAGGUUUCCCAUCGGAUGGUCUUCAAUUAUGGGUACAUGACCUGGGAAUGGAAGGCAGGAAUAAGAGGAUUCUUCUAUCCACUCCUGUUUGCAUCCAUAUACAAAAUAUUACACUUCAUAAACUACGACUCGGUCCAUCUCCUGAUUUGGCUGCCGCGAGUGUUUCAGGCGCUCCUGGCUGCGUUUGCAGAUGUAAAAUUCUUCUUCCUCAUCCGCACGCUGGAGAGUCGUGACGUGGCAACAUGGAUGUUCUUCUGCCAUCUGUGCUCGUGGUUCUCGUGGUUCUGCUGCACCAGGACUCUGACCAACAGCAUGGAGACCACCAUCACCUGCCUGGCUCUUUUUUACUACCCCCUCCCUGGGUCCAAAACACACAGCAGCAAAAAAUAUUUGUCCCUGGUGGCCUUGGCCAUCGUUGUGCGGCCGACAGCUGUGAUCGUCUGGUUCCCUCUGCUGAUGUAUCAUUUCUGGAAGGAGGAAAACAAACUGAGGCUCAUCACUCAUAAAUGCAUCCCUAUAGGAGCUGUGGCUGUUGUGGUAUCAACGCUGAUUGACUGUAUAUUCUACGACAAGUGGACCAUGGUCCAGUUCAACUUCCUCAAGUUUAACAUCAUCUACAGUGUGGCUGAUUUCUACGGCUCUCAUCCCUGGCACUGGUACUUCACUCAGGGCUUCGCCGUCGUCAUCGGCCCUCACCUUCCUCUCUUCCUUCACGGGUGCACCAUCGCCUUCAAAAGAUACAAGAUUCUGUUGGCAGCAGUCGUCUGGACGCUUGUGGUUUACAGUUUGCUUCCUCACAAGGAGUUCAGGUUCAUCUAUCCGGUGCUGCCGUUCUGUAUGAUCUUCAGUGGUAUAUCCUUGGCUAACUUGAAAGCUUGGCGACGAGCUGCGGCCUUCUUCUUGUUGGUGGGUAACCUGGCUGCAGCUCUGUACACCGGCCUGAUCCACCAGAGAGGCACGCUUGACGUCAUGACCCAUCUCCAGACACUUUGUGACGUCAGCAACAUCUCCAGCCCUCCGCAGACAGACGUCCUCUUCCUCAUGCCCUGCCACUCGACGCCAUUUUACAGCCACGUCCACUGUCCGAUGAAGAUGAGGUUUCUUGAGUGUCCUCCAGACCUCGGAGAGGAGGGUUACGUCGAUGAAGCGGAUAGAUUCUACAAUGACCCUCUUCACUGGCUCAGGACAUCAUUUCCAUACAAAUCUUCUCUACCGACACAUCUGGUUUUGUUUGAUGUUUUAGAGACGGAAAUCUCUCUGUUUUUGCAAGCGAAUAACUUUGUGAGGACAGCGGAGAUGUUUCAUACUCAUUUUCCUGAGGGAAGAGUUGGAGGAAGCAUAUUUAUUUAUGAAAGGCACUGACAAACACUGGAACAAUGGCAAUUUUCUUUCCUCAAGAACAAUGUCACAUGAGAUUAAUUUGCUACUGAUAUUAAACUCACUUUUUUUUUUAAACA